This is a messenger RNA of Zea mays, 1048 nucleotides long. RefSeq names its product protein BUD31 homolog 1. Gene Ontology annotation, cellular component: spliceosomal complex; nucleus. The record is from RefSeq and is a predicted model, not a curated record. The coding region runs from base 331 to 768 and encodes 145 amino acids. Lineage: Eukaryota; Viridiplantae; Streptophyta; Magnoliopsida; Poales; Poaceae. Gene Ontology annotation, biological process: mRNA splicing, via spliceosome. The transcript has 4 exons.
GUUAUCAAUCAUGCAUCGCGAAGAAGACCAUAAAUAGGUGUUUUACGUUUUAGGGUUGUAAAAAAACUUCUUCCAUAUCUCGGCCGAGGCUUCCUCUGCUCGGGAUCGACCGCGAGAGCUUCGCUCCACCCCGCGCGGCCGCGCCUGCCGCCUGCGCUAGCCGGAGGUCGGCCAGCCGCCCCAGCCUCAACAGUCGCACAGCCGCCGCCGAGGCAAACUCGAAGCCACCCCGCCGCCGCAGCCACAGCCGCGCCGAGCUUGAGCCGUCGUUGCUCCGCUGAAUCGCCCCCAUCGUCUCUCCUGAAGAGAGAGGACAUUUAUUGAGACAUCAUGCCUAAGAUAAAGACAAGUCGUGUCAAGUAUCCUGAAGGAUGGGAGCUUAUUGAACCAACCAUCCGUGAGUUGGAUGCCAAAAUGAGAGAAGCUGAAAAUGAUCCACAUGAUGGGAAGAGAAAGUGUGAAGCUCUCUGGCCUAUUUUCCGUAUUUCUCAUCAAAGGAGCCGCUACAUAUAUGAUCUUUACUACAGAAGGAAGGAGAUAUCACGGGAGCUUUAUGAGUUCUGCCUGGACCAGAGCUAUGCAGAUCGUAACCUGAUCGCAAAGUGGAAAAAGCCAGGUUACGAGCGCCUUUGCUGCCUUCGGUGCAUACAGACACGUGACCACAACUUUGCAACGACUUGUGUCUGCCGGGUCCCCAAGCAUCUGAGGGAGGAGCAAGUGAUAGAAUGUGUCCAUUGCGGCUGCAGGGGUUGUGCCAGCGGUGACUAAUCUUGUCAUCAUGUUGUUGGGCUCACGACUCAUCAUCACCAUCCUGACCACAUUGGAUGUCUCGUGAGCAUGGAUCGGCUACGGUGAUUAGCAUGAAUGUGUUGUGGUAACUAGUGGGAAGACUAAAUUUCCUGACGUUUGGAUGUUUCCAACUGCUAUGUACUAUAAAGAUUCCUCGUGCCACAAAUGUUUACGUUAAAUUAGUAGCGCUUUUGCAUCUUGUAUGAUUCUGUAAAUUGUUUUUUUAUCACCAAUUGCUCAGGAGCCAGGCUAGUACAUU